AUGUCUUCCAGCGUUCCCGGACGGCCUAGCUCCGUACAGUCGAUAAGUUCUUUAGACGCAAGAAUCAAGCAUCUCUCUAUUUGCCUCCCACUUCCUUCUACACGCAUACACGUUCUAAGUUGGCUUUCCGGAAUCGACACAACUGAUCAGCCUUACGACCCCCAAGAGUAUGCAAAUGAGGAUGUUUUGUCUUCGAACGACGAUCUUACCAGUUUAUCCAAUUUCAGCUCGGUGGAAGAUGAGUCUGUUUCUAGCGCUGAUAUGAUACCCCCUGUGGAUCUUACUCAGUGUAUACCUUCUAUCCGACUAAAUGGAGACUCGACCGCCUUACUACCAGCCGGGACAAGCGCGUUACUAAGACGUCUGAAUCCACGACGUCUUACUCGCGGCUGUCUUCCCAUAUGGGAACGGGCUAGGUUGAAGGGCAUGUACCCGAGAGAGAGGCUUGACGAUUCAUAUUUUUCAACAGAGACUACUGGGAAUAUUGUUGAUCACAUCAACAAUAUUGUCCGACAGUCUAUGCAUAAUACAAUAGAUCGGGUGCCAGAGAGCGGCUGGCGUCCAUUAGUUGUGAGGAUCUUGGAAGGUACUGGACUUGAUGAAGAGGUGGAGUCCCGUUUGGAAGUGCAUUUGGCGAUAGAUCGUCGGUUUAAUACUUUACCCAAAAAUGCACCGGAUGUCGGGGUGGCUAUUCAUAUUCAAGGGCGUAGCUUGGGAGAAGAUACAGGAACUCAACUCACACCCCCCAGGAAUCACUUACACAGUGAUCCAAAAUACGUCUCUCUCAAUCCUACCCGUUUUCAAACCUGCCGAUAUUCUCCCCUCUUCGCCCUAGCAGAGGUCAAGUCUGCGACCGGAGACUUACUAGAAGCUCGUAGACAUGGUGCGAUUGGAGCUGCUUCAACUCUGCUCAAGGCUCGGUCGUUGGGAGCAGAAGAUGCUAUUGUUUCUUGUGUGCCAUUUUUCACAGUUAUUGGUAGUAUUUGGUGUCUGAAUCUUCUAUAUGAAACAGAAGAUGGCUCUUUUUGUGUCGAGCCGACGCCUCUUUUCGAGGACACAAAAACGUUCUUGGGGGCUCUUACGGUGGUAUGCGUGGUGGAAGAGCUUCGAUCGUAUGGAUGUAACGAAUGGUGGGAGAAUUUCGUUGGGGGUCGUUGCGUCGGUGUUCUAAAUGGGAUAGCGGUUGAAAAUAGGCGGUCGCGUAUGAUGAGCACCUGGUAG
Orbilia oligospora ATCC 24927 is the source of this 1221-nucleotide messenger RNA. RefSeq lists its product as uncharacterized. The record is from RefSeq and is a predicted model, not a curated record. The transcript has 2 exons. Bases 1 to 1221 code for a protein of 406 amino acids. NCBI's taxonomy places the organism in Eukaryota, Fungi, Ascomycota, Orbiliomycetes, Orbiliales, Orbiliaceae.